This is a messenger RNA of Brassica rapa (field mustard), 11774 nucleotides long. Its product is annotated as WAT1-related protein At4g01440. NCBI's taxonomy places the organism in Eukaryota, Viridiplantae, Streptophyta, Magnoliopsida, Brassicales, Brassicaceae. Gene Ontology annotation, molecular function: transmembrane transporter activity. The record is from RefSeq and is a predicted model, not a curated record. Gene Ontology annotation, cellular component: membrane.
CACAUCUACAUAACAAAAAUAAGUGUCAAAUCAUAAACAAGUAACUACAAAGUGAAAGAGUCUUUAACUGCGUAAGAAACUAACUCACCAACCAAACAGCUAUGAUCCAGAUUUCCACCAAGAAUAUCAGAGAAGUCCGCGAAAUACUUUUUGGGAACUGCACUUGGAAAAUUAUCAGCUUUUCCAACAAAAGUUGUUGGAAAGAAGCUAAUUUUGUAAGGAUGUGGCGUUGUACGGUAUUCACCAGUUGCAUCGUACACUUUGAACAACUGGAGGACAAUCGCAUCUCCCUCGCGUAGCUUCUCAUCGAAUUUUUUGAUGAGUUGUUCACCAACUGAAGCAUGAAUUCUUGUCCCCUGGUCACAAAAAUGAUAAGAGUUUUAGUCACGCAGAACAAGUAUAUAAACGAUGUUUCCAAAUAAAUCCAUGUUGUGUGAUGUAUACUUACUUCUUUAUCAACAACCACCAUUUCAAUGGUGUUUCCUGAUUCUUUGUUAUAGUUUCUCCACAAGCGAACAAUCCUAACUUCAAUAUGGACGUAUCUUUACGGGGUUUUAAUUCUCUCACUUAAGAAACAAUAUUUUUUUUGGCUCGCACCAUUGCCAUUGUUCUUGUUAGAGCUGAAUGUUUGUAUUUUAACCAUUCGGGUUUCUUAUAUAUAUUAAGCCGAUUUAUUUAUCAUAUUAAUGACCCCUAAUAAAGAUUGAAAUCGUUUAAAGAAAGAUUUUAACUGUGUAUUGUCAUAAAUUGAUUUGCAUAUGAUAUGAUUUUAACUUGCGCAAGUAAUGUAAUAAAUACGAAAACAACUUGCGCAAGUAAUUGAUUGAUAAUAAGGAAAGUUAUUAAUAUGCAAAUUAGUUUACAAUCUUGCACAAAUUAUCUAAUUAUAUGGGCUUAACAUCUAUCAACAAUAUAUUAGGCCUUUUGUAAAUAAGCUAUUCACAUUUUUUCCCAUAAUUAAACUAAAAGCAAACUUGAAAAUCCGAAAACCAACAGACCGGAAACCGCAUGGAAUGAAACUGACUGACUAAAUUAGUAAUGUGAACCUCCAAAUCGAAUAGCAAUUAGCGAUGCAACCGACUAUCGGAAUUAGUAAUGUGAAGCUCUAAAUCGUGCUAAAGAAACAAAAAACCAAACUUGAAAAUCUCAAGAGAGGACUGUCUAAAUGCUUGUUGAGUUAUUAAGGAGAAGAUAAUCUUACAGUCCUGGUUCAGAGACUGAAGUCGAAUGCAAGUUUCUUGAAAAUGUCAGUUGUCUCUUCUUGUUCCAUCAGUAGACAGUCCGCGUAACACAUCUCUGGCCGUGGCAAUUGUCUUGUUUAAGAGAAUCAUGACCUCAAAAGCAAGAAGGUUAAUCAGUCAAUUAGAUACAAAGAUUCUAAAUGUUAAUAAGCAGAUCAUAGUUUAUAGCUUAACAUAUGUCGAAUCCAAUCAGAGAAAUCAAACAAUCUUUGUAUCGUAGCUUAAAAGUCGAAUCCAAUCAGAGAAACUAAAAAAAUCUUCGCCAAUUGUCUUAAAAGUCGAAUUCAAUCAGAGAAACAAAAAAAACCCGUAAAUUCCGAGAGUAUCGACAAACUAUACCUGUCUGGUUAUCGUCGAUGUUCGCGAUGGAUAUGAUUGAAGUAGCAGAGUAGGGAGAACCAAACUCAUCUGGUCGGACUGUCUUCAUUGGAUCGAAACCAUAUAGAACUUCCAUUGAUACGCGAUUGAAAAAAAAAAUUCAUGACAUACGACGGCGUUUUAGUAAACGUGGAGGGGAGUGAAAAAAAUAAAUGAAAAAGAAAAAUUCAAAAAAAACCAGCCAAUAGAAUUAUAACGUUUUUCCUGAGAAACUCUAUAUAAGUGUCACCUCAGCAGAAAUCACUAAAGUGACUUUUCUUUCAAUGUAUAGGAGGAUAUAUUUGUUUUGCUCUGAUAUUUAUAACAGUGGUUAUUGCAGAUUAUCUUUUGGGUUCUAGAGCAAAUUUCUUAGAAGAGAUUUCUUUUGGAUAACUUUAACCAAAAAAAUUAUCUAUUUUUAUGUCGAGAACUUUUAACAUGUAGGCAUUAAAAAUGAUUGUGGUCUUUGGUGAUGCGGAAAAUCACUUUGAUUGUAAAAAAACGUGGAAUACGAUUAUUGUGAUAUCACUAUAUUGGUAACAUCUAACCAAAUUUCGGUAUGGACUUUAUUAUUAAUUUCAAUUGUAGUCGUAUUAAUUAUCAUUAAUUUCAGUUAUAGUCGUAUUGAAAUAAUAUUUUUAAAUGGGUUAGAUUGUUUUUCUUGUUGUGGCUUUCUUGAUACAAUAUAUCAUACUAACUUUAUGUUAGGGCAUGAUUAAUGCAUUUUUUUAGGGACGUCUCUUAGCGAAUAUAAUAGAUGUCCCUUAGCUUUUAAUUAAAGGAAACUAAGAGACGUCUUAUAUUUCUUAUUUAGGAGACGUUUCUUAUAUUCGCUAAUAGACUUUUUAUAAGGCCGUGAUUAACUUCAGUCUCUUAACUAUGAUUUUUAGCUUCGGGUAAAAGACGGUUUUUAGCUUUUAACUAAGAAAAGUUAAGAACCGUCUCUUAAAUAAAAGAUAUAAAAAACUUCUCUUAGCCGAAAAGUGAAAAAAACAAAAAAAAUGUCAAAACAUGAGUUAAAAACCCAAAAUUAGAAACCGAGUUUUUAUGCUCUAAAAUACCAGCAUUAAUCAUGGUCUUACGGUCUUUGAUAGAUUUUUUUUUUUAGCAACACGAUAAUAUUAAAAAAAAAAAGAACUUUUAGAUGAAAAAAAAAUCUCUUUGUAUAUAUAUACUAGUUUCUUCCAUCAAUCAAUCAUUCACACACAAAACCGCUUAGAGAGUGAGAGAGGUGAGAGUUAAGUACUAAUAAUUAAGAAUGAGUUACUGCGAUGGUAAAUGGACGCCUGUAACUAUUAUGAUUACCAUUAAUUCGGCGCUCGGUUUAGGUAAUGCUAUGGUGAAAAAGGUUCUCGAUGGUGGUUUUAAUCAUAUGGUUAUCGCAACAUAUCGGCUCGCUAUUUCUACCGUAUGUUUGGCACCCAUCGCAUUUUUCUGGGAACGGAAAACAAGACCGAAACUGACGCUCAACAUCUUGGUUCAGCUUUUCUUCAGUGCUCUUAUUGGGGCAAGUUUGACUCAAUAUUUCUUCCUAAUGGGGCUAUCGUACACAUCGGCUACGUUAGCAUGCGCCUUUAUUAGCAUGUCACCUGCGGUUACAUUCGUCAUGUCUUUAAUAUUCAGGGUAGAGAAGCUAAACAUAAAAAGCAAAGCAGGUGUAGGGAUGGUGAUGGGCACUUUGAUAUGCAUUGGAGGAGCUUUUAUACUAACAACGUACAAAGGUGUACCCUUGACAAAACUUCACAAACUAGAUCUAUUGACGAACAAUAAACCCGCAUUGAAACCCGAGAAAUGGAUCACCGGAUGUGUGCUUCUCUUCGCGGGUAGUAGCUGCUUCGGGUCGUGGAUGGUAAUACAAUCCAAAGUGAACGACAAAUACCCUUGUCAAUACUCAAGUACUGUUAUAUUAUCUUUCUUCGGUACCAUCCAAUGUGCCCUUUUAAGCCUCAUCAAAUCUAGAGAUAUCAAGGGUUGGAUUCUCACAGAUAAACUAGAUAUCAUGACCAUUAUUUAUGCAGGAGCGGUAGCACAAGGAAUAUGCACGGUGGGAACAUCAUGGUGCAUCAGAAAGAGAGGACCUACAUUUACUUCUGUUUUUACUCCGGUGGGGAUUAUCUUCGCAACCCUAUUUGAUUUCUCGAUCCUUCAUCUUCAAAUUUGUUUGGGAAGUGUUAUUGGAUUUGGGAUUGUGAUCUUCGGACUAUACAUAUUCUUGCUGGGAAAGGUCAAGCAAAUGAAGGGAGAUGGUGCAAAGAAGUUACCUUCUCAUUUUGGCGAAGAAGAAAGGGAAGAUGAUGAACAAUACAAAAAGGGUCAUCUUAUGGUUGUUCCAAUGACUCCUUGAUAUAUAUAAUCAGAAUUUUCUCGUUUGUUCCUCAAUUUGUACAUUUAUGUUUGAAAGUAUCAAUUUCAAACAUCAAAGCCAACCAAGGCUCUUAUCAAUUUGGUUCAAGAAAUUAGCUUUUUGAAUUCUAUGUUAAUCUCAAUAGUUGCAUCAUAAAGAUAUAAACUGAGCCCAUCUAUUGGUGAAUUACAUGGCCAGUGCAUCAAUAGACUAGUCAACCAGUUGCUUCUUCUUUAUCUUUUGGGGCUCACAAGUUGAUGCUUAGUGUAUCUUUUUUUCUGUAUCUACUUUAGUUUAAGUUUGUAUUGAAGUAUUUAUACAUUGAUGUUUUGGUUUAGUUUUUCUCAUACCCACUGAUUAACUUUUAAAUAUCUAUAUGUAUGAUAUUAUCAUUCUAAUUUUAUAUGCUAUUAUAUUCCAAAAUUCUUGUAUUUUCAUUCUACUGUGCCACUAUGCCACCACCUUUUAUAGAAAUAAUAAAGCACUAGUUUUUUGGUGCAACUUAUAGAAAUAAUAAAGCACUGGUUGUAAUAUACAAUUUAUAUACGUAUAUAACUCAGUGCAAAAAAUAUUAGCAUACUACGACAAUGUUUAUUGAUAUAAAUCUAUACUAUUAAAACAUAAGUCAUGACUUCUUUCAUAUGCGAUAUUUAAAAUGGACCUUCAUCUAAAAUUUUUAUCAAAUUUAACAUAAUUUAAUCAUCAUAUCUUUUAAUAUAUUUUAUUUAAAAUAAAAAUAAACAUUGUUUAACAAAAAUCUAAGAAAGUAUUUUUAGAAUCAUUUUAAAUUUCAUUUCGGAAAAUUAAAUAAUUUACGACAUAAUUAUCAUAAAACAUAAUUAGAAUUUCAAAUUAAAUUAAAUUUUGUUUUAUGAACGAAAAUUAAUCAUAUAAAAUAUUUUUAUUAUAUUUUAAUGGUAAUAAAAAUUUUAAUUAAUUAAUUUUCAGAAAUACAUUUUAUAAAUAUCUUAAAAUGAUUUUUUUAGAAAGAAAUAUCCAUUUCUAUUUCAAAUAAAAUAAAAUAAAAAAUGUUAUCCAACUUUGUGUAUUUCAAGAAAUUUAUCAAAUAAGUUUUUAACUACAAAAAAUUCUGCAUGUACAAUAUAUUAUAGUUUUUCUUUAAAAAUAUUUUUUUUGUUUUUUUUAAUAAUAUAUCAAAAUAUUUCUUCUCUAUUAUGUAGGUCCAAUUUAAUUCAACUUCCAUAAACAUUUAAAACUUAGAAAUAAAAUUAAAAAUUAUGUAGAAUAGUAUUGUUACAUAAUAAUGUUCUCAACAUAAUUUUUUUUACAAAAAAUUAUAGUAAUAACAAUAUAAGCUACUUAAAUAAAGGCAUUAUAGAGCUAUAUCAUACAUAUAAAUUAAAUUAUUGUUUUUGUAACUUACGUUAUUAUGCUAAAAAUAAUAUAUAUGGGUCAAGAUCUAGUAAUAUACAUUAUUAUGCUAAAAAUAACCAUCUGGAAUCAGUUUUGAAACUUGGCUAAGUUCUCUUCUUUAAGCUUCAAGUCAUUUCUCAACAUAUCUUGAACUCCUAUGAAAUCUCACAUCUCUUUGAACUUGAUCCUACUCAUUGUUUUAGUCAAGAUAUCAGCUCUAUGUUCAAUCCCUGGCAUAUGCUGCACUUCAAUUAACUCAUUGUCAACACAUUCACGUAUAAAAUGAUAGCGUCGAUGAAUGUGUUUGUUGGGGCCGUGAAACACAUGAUUCUUUGUCAAGGCAAUAGCAGAUUUGUUAUCUAUCUUAAUCGUAACUCUUUCACACUCAAAUCAAGUUACCUCACCAAGUAAUUCAUGCAACAAAAUGACCUGCUUAGCCGCUUCAGGUGCUGCCAUAAAUUCGGCUUCACAAGACGAAAGUGCAACUGUUUCGUGUUUUUGUGAACACCAUGUAAUGGGGCUGCUCGCAAAAUAAAAAAUGUGUCUGGUCGUGCUUCUUCCAUCAUCUUCAUCCACAUUAUGACUACUAUCACUAUAACCAUCAAUAUUUGUUCCAAUCGAUCGCUUGAACUCGAGACCAUAGGUCAUUGUUCCCCGCAAAAAUCUUAAGAUCUGUUUCAACGCUGCAUCAUGUGACUGCUUUGGAGCCUGCACAUAUCUACUCAAAACCCCAACUGUGAAUGAAAGAUCUGGCCGUGUAUGAAUCAGGUACCUAAGACAUCCAAUGUUUCUUCUAUAUUCUCUCUCAUUCACUCCUUUUUUCUCCGACUGCCUUUGAUAGCUGCGUACUUGGAUCCAUCGGUACCUGAGUUGCAUUGCAGUCCUUCAUCCCAGUCUCAGAUAAAAUCCUCAUAGCAUAUCUCUCAUGUCUCAGCGUGAUCCCUUUAUCAUGUUGAACCACCUCAAUGCCAAGAUAAUAAGUUAACUUUCCCAAGUCACUCAUCUCAAAAUUUGCCGCCAUAUUCUUCUUGAACUCGAGUAUACUAUCAUGCUUCGUCCCUGUUAUUAAGAGGAGAUCAUCAUGCUCUUGCUUACAAUAAAGGGCAGGUUCUUUCGAGCACUUUACAAAGUUCAAGCUUCCAAGAACUUUGUUUAAUUUUUCAUUCCAAGCUCUUGGAGCUUAUCUUAAGCCAUAAAGAGCUUUCCUUAACUUAUAUACCUUGUCCACAUUUCCAUUGAUCACGAACCCUUCUGGUUGUGAGACGUAUACCUCUUCCUUCAAGUCUCCAUGGAGAAAUGCUGUUUUGACAUCCAAAUGAUGAAUUUUCCAACCUCUUGAAACUGCCAAAGCAAUCAGAAACCUUACCGUCUCGAUGCGAGCUACAGGUGCAACAAGAACCUCAUCAAAAUCGACACUGUGACGUUGAAUGUAACCCUUUGCUACUAACCUUGCCUUAUAUUUGUUUACACUCCCAUCAGCGUUGCGUUUAACCUUAAAAAAUCACUUAAGACCAAUUGCCUUUGCACCAGCAGGAAGUUCGACCAACUCCCAUGUCUUGUUCUUGACUAUAGACUCAAUCUCGUCCUCACAAGCAUCUCUCCAAACCUUAUUGUCUUUAGCUUCAUUGUUGUCCCAUGGCUCAUCGUUAAUAGACAAGAGAAGUCGCUCACCAUCCAAUUCGGCUAAUAGAAUGUAAUCGUCCAAAUAGGCUGGUUUCUUUCUUUCCCUUGUUGAUCUUCUUAUUGUCUCAUCGUCGUGACCAUUGUCCUCCAUGUUUUCUUCUUCUUCACUGAGAUCAGGUACGUUUGACUUUGCUCCUCUGUAUUAUUAACUUUAUCUUCUUGUUCGAUAGCCUUAUCAUCUCUAUUGACUCCUUUGUUCCCUAAGUCACCGAAGGUAAUGCUAAAACCUCCACGUAUAGUCUCAAUAGUUUCAGUACUGUUCCACUUCCACUUCCUGGUUUUGUCGAAGAUAAUGUCUCUGUUUAUUACCUUGAGUUUUGGUUUCUUGUUCUUGAAGGCUUCGUAUGGGGUUCUCGAGACGAGCACGCGUGUUGCUAUCCUGUUGAUAAGAUAUGUGGCAUGUCUCACAGCUUCUCCCAAAGAUAGUUUAGACAUUCAAUAUGCUUUAAGAUGCUUCUUGUCAUUCCCAACAGAGUCCUACUACGUCUCUCCACCACUCCGUUUUGUUGAGGAGAGUAUGGUGCCGUUAGAUGUCUUGUUAUGCCUGAUGAUUCACAAAAACUUUGAAACUACGUUGACACGAACUCGCCUCCUCGAUCGGUUCUGGAGGUUUUGAUCUUGGUUUGUGUCUCUUGCUCAACUACAGACCUGAAUUUUCCAAACUUCCAAAAUCUUCCCCUUUCUCCUUAAGCAGAAUCGACCACAUGUAUCUCGAAUGAUCAUCUAUGAGCACAAAAAUAUAUCUCUUUUUUGAUGGUGUAGCAGGCGUGAUUGGUCCACAAAGAUCACCAUAGAUUAGAUCGAGUAUCUUAUCGGCGCGAUAUGUAGUUGCUUGUGGGAAUGAAUGUCGACCUUGUUUACCAAGAAAACAUGAUGAACAUGUAUCUUUCUCGAUCAUAAUUUUGGGUAUGCCGGUAACAAAGCUUUCUUUGAUCAUUCUGCUCAUUGAAUCUCUUCCUACAUGUCCAAGCCGGGCGUGCCACAGCCGAAUAACUCAUUACGGCAGUAGCGUGCAGACACUUUGUCUCCACAAUGUCAAUGAGCACCUUGUACAACCGAUUCCUAGAUCUCUUUGCUUUGGUUAUUAACUUUCCAUCUUUAUCUUUAAGAAUAAAGAUAGUCAUCCUUCAUUCUAACAUCACAGCCAGCCUCUGUAGCUUGUCCAAGACUAAUUAUAUAACUCUUAUGAUCUGGUAUGUAAUACACAUUAGCCAAGAUUUUGUUCCCUCCGUCCUUGGUGCAAAACAGAACAGAGCCUUUCCAUUUUAUAUCUAUGCGAGAGUCAUCUCCAAACCGCACCUUCCCGGUGAUUGACUCGUCGAUGGCUUUGAAGUAGUUUAGAUUUCCUGUCAUGUGGUUACUUGCGCCAUUGUCUAGGUACCAAACGUUGUCUAGACUCGUCUCAAAUUUUUUUGGAUUGACGUUUCUUUCGUUUAAGUAUAUGCUUCAUUGACCAUCAACUCUUGCGUGUCAUUCUCUUUAGUCUCAGUUACUUCCUGUAACUUCAGUAGCCGGUCGGGACAUGUAACUGCGAAGUGACCGUUUUUAUCACAGCGGUAGCAAGUAAUCUUUGAGAGAUCCACAUCACCUUGAUAUCGAUCAUUGUAGCGUCCACACCCUCUGCCUCUGUUGUAAUAUCUUCCUCCUCUUCCCCGACCUCUGUAGUAGCCAUGAUAAUCCCGGUUUGAGUUCGAAGAUGAAGAUUGAUUCUCCAUGCUCGCAUACAUUAGUUUUUGGUUGUCUUGCGAUUUUUCUUCUUCAUCUACAAUACGUUCCUCAUAUGCUUUCAAGCGCCCAAUGAUAUCUUCGAAGCUCGUGGUCCUUAAGUCAAGAACCUGUUCUAGAGAAGCCACAAUGUGUAUGUACUUCUUCCUAGGGAGGGUGGAUAGAAAUUUCUUAACCAGCUUAGAUUCCUCACUAGUUUCUCCUAGUGCAGCAGAUUUGGAUGAAAUUUCGGAUAGUUUUCCCACAAAGUCAUCAAUCUUAUCAGCAUCCUUCAUCUUCAAUCUUUCGAACUCAGUCAUUAGGGUUUGGAGUCGAGCUUCCCGAACUUGGUAUGCUCCCAUAUUACGCGAUUUUAUUGCCUCACAUACUUCUUCUGCUGUUUUCAGUUCGCCAACCUGCAAUAUCAAUGUCUCUGGUAUGGAUUGAAACAACAAAGUGGUCGCCAUAUCAUUCUCCUCUACAUCAGUAGUUUCUUGCUCAAUAACUUCUCAUACGUUGUUCACCUUUAGCAAGACUUUAAUCCUUAUUUCCCAAACUGUAUAAUUGGUUGAGUUGAGCAUAGAGCAACUAAUAGAAAAAGGUCCGCCCUCUUUUCCUCUUGUCGAGGUCGUCGUCGUCGUGAUAUCACCCAUAGCUUACGUUUGGUUCCACAAGCACGAUCAUCUCCUAGAAGCUCUGAUACCAACUGAAGAAUGUCGAGCAUAUAAACUCAAAUAACAAGACUCUCUCUUAUUAUUAACUUGAGAAAAUCACUCAAAAUUGAAGUUCCUCACAAUCUCAAAUCUCAUAAGUUAUGCAACAUCCUUGCAUCUUCUUAUAUAUAAAACUAAAUUUACUAAAUUCAUUAGGUAUAACACAUAAACGGAUAACUUCCUUAUUUAGAUAUAGUUAGAUUGCUUGCUCUUCAAGCUUACUCCAACAUAACCAUCAUCAAUAGACAACAUUUUAGAGACCUUUUGUAAAGCCAUGUUGUCCCUAUAUUUCACAAAAACAUCCGAAAUGGAAUAAAAAUAGUUUUUUUUUAAUACAAAGCAAACCUAUCAAGCGUUUCGAUGGUUUAUCCCCUACACAAGCUAGCAACAUUAAAAUCGAAAAUGGAUUAAUAUAGUUUUUGUCUGAAAAUAGAUAAUGCAUUGUCUGGUAAUGUAUUUUAAAUUUCCUCUCCCCAUGUAAAAAGUUUGUUUACACAUAAAAUUAUUAAAUUAGCUUUUAGUUAAUAGUAUCUGAAUUCCAAUUUUUUUUUCAACUCCAUAUAAAAGUAUCUAAUUUUGAUGAUAUUUUCCUCAUUUGGAAACAUGGGAAAGAUGAAUUUCCAAUGUAUCAAUUUAAACAACCAAGAUUUAGAAUAAAUUGUAACUUGCUUAUCAGAAAGUGCUUUCAUAUAGGAAUAAAUGUGAUUUUUUUUUACAACGAACGGCUAUUCUAUUAUUCAAACUUGAGGUGGUCUAGGUAACCAGAACGACUAUUUACUUUUUCUAUACUUUCACCUUCCCGUUAUCCCAAAAUUAUAUCAAAAUUCAAACAUAGAGUUAUUGUGUCUUUCUAUAUAUUCACCUUCUGGUGAUCGCAAAAUUAUAUCAAAAUUCAAACAUAGAGUUACUGUGUCUUUCUAUAUUUUCACCUUCUGGUGAUCUCGAAAUGCUGUGUAAAGCACGCAUAUGUCUAGAAUUAGAAAAUUGAGUAAAUUAAUAGAGAGCAUAAUUUUGUUUUGUAUUUGACAAACUAACUUACUCUUUUUUUUAUCAUCAACUUAUACACACUCAUACUGACUCUGUAAACCAAACCGGGAGAUCUGCAUCCAUGUGAACGACGAAAGACAGUUGCUUCUUGACACUGCGUGCUAGGCCAUCCGCCUUUGAAUUUUGCAUCCUUGGUACAUAAAUGAUCUCUGAUCUGAGGAAACUUCUUUUCAAGGUCUUGAUAUCUUCCAAAUAAAUUGCAAAAGCUGGCCAUUCUUUUGGUUUCAAAACCAUCAUCUCCAGUUAAGAAUAAUUCGUUGAACGUAACCUGAAACUGUUGUAAAUUUCUCAUACAUUUCAUUGUUCAUAGUAGCGCUUUCAUCUCCAUUUGAAGAGGAGAUAAACUAGCCCUAAACAUUUCUCGCCCCAUCAGUACAUCAAAACCCGCUAGAGUACUGAAUUUACGGCAAUUAACAAUAAGUAUGAUAUCAAGAUCUUACUUACUCAAAGUUAGCAAAUAUAUCAAGAUAGCCCUAUUCAAAAUAUAAGAAAUUAUUUAUACAUUUAAAGUAAAGAUACAAGUAAUAAUUAUGAUAUAUCUCUAUAAUAUUAUUGUGAAGUUCACUCACAUUAAUUCGUACGAUGGUUAUUUACAGGGGUGCCCAUAAUGAAUUAAAAAUAUUAAAUUUAAAUAUUAUUAUUAACUUUUUUUAAGUUUUCAUUUUAAUUUUUCCCAAUAACAUAUAUAAUAAAAAUGAAACAUUUAUAAAUUUUAAAAAAUUAAUAUAAAAACGAAAAUAUACAUAUAUAUAUAUAAUAUGAUUUCAUUAAAAAAGAAAGUUCACAAAAUAGUAAUAUUGUGUUUAAAACAUAUUUUCUACAGAGAAAAUAUAUUUCAAAGUAACAAAAAUACUUUCUUUAUAUCUAUAUUUUUAAUAUGAAAACAAAAAUAUAUUUUUACAUAAUGUGAUUUCAUAAAACAAAGUUCACAAAGAUAAUCUUGAUAGUAAAAAAUAAAUAUAACUUUUUAAAACAUAUUUAUAAAAUAUAAAAUACAAAUAUUUUCAAAGUAAUAGAAAUAUUUUCUUUAUAUAUAUAUUUUCUUAUAUGAUUACAUAAAAUAAUUAAUAACAUAAACCAAUUUUUGUUUAAUUGACUAAACAUAGUUUAUAAUUAUUAUUAUUGAAAUAUUUUUUUCAUAAUAUUUAGCUCACUAUAAUAUCUUACAAUUACAGCAAAAACACACCCAUAAAUUAUAUUUUACUUAUGUAAUAUGAUUUCACAAAAGUAAUACAAUUUUAGUUCUGAUUUUUAAGAGAUAUUGAAAAUGGAACCUAUUUUUUUUAAUAAGCAUAUUUUGAUCAAAUAAUU